AUGAGACGGUUCAAAUCUAAAAUGAAUUCUACUGAUGAAAAGAUUGUUCACUUAAAUAAUGAUAUUAAACUGCUUAAUGAAAGAUGUGCUGAUUUACGUCAAGUCAAUGAACAACAAGGUGGUUUACUUAAGAUGAAUCAGCAACUGCUUGAUCAGUUAGCUAUUUCAUCUCAACAACAGCUAGCUACAACAAAUUUAAUCGAUAAGCUGUCUUUCACAAUCGAAAAUUUACACCCAGUUCUCGUAAAUCAACCAAAACAUGACAUUAAUUAUCAACAGCAACUUACUCAAUCUCUGGCACCUCCGUUAUUACAAAAUGAUUCUGAAUUAUACAUGCCCUCAUCUGGUUCAGGGCAAUCUCAAUCACAGUCAUCCAUUCCUGUUAAGAUGCACAUAAAGCACGGUUAA
This is a messenger RNA of Didymodactylos carnosus, 408 nucleotides long. NCBI's taxonomy places the organism in Eukaryota, Metazoa, Rotifera, Eurotatoria, Philodinida, Philodinidae. The record is from the annotation of a GenBank genome assembly.